CGUCAUACCAACCAAUACAGAUUCUUCUAUAUAUUUGUUCAUCAUUCUGAUUUGAUUGACAACUAAGCGUUUUCAUAAUACGACUAUGGAUAAAACUCGAUACGACAAACCAUGAAAUUUACCCUUAAAACUUUUUAUAUUUAGUCCCACUAGUUCAAAAUAGGAUUGAAUUUCAAAUUCCAACUCAUUGUAUUUAGUUAUUAACUAUUGAGUACCGAUCAUCUAGAACAUUUUAACAGCUAGACAAGAAGUCAUGAUUGUACUCUCCCUAAAACGUACCUUUCCAUUUUUCACUGUACCGUAAAGAUAUGUUAUAAUGCACUUUGUAACCGAUGGACCCAAAUAAUAUUAAUUUAUGUGGUAAGAGGAAAAGCUUCUAGAAACCCUUUAACUCUUCUUCUUCUUCUCUCUCCAGUUUAGAUACCGACCGGUCACUGACUCAUCAUCCCCAGCCGAUUUCAGUACAGGCUCCGCCAGCUGACUCAGCAUCCGGAGGCACCGCAACUCAGCCGAGUCCCGAACGAGUGACAGCCGAGCCGAGCCGCUCCGUGUUUCGUGGAUACGGCUUGCCACACUCGCCCAGCCCAAUCAAAACAUCUGGGGCAUAGGAGGGAAAAUUACAUAACGGCCAGCUAAAUUUUUGAGUAACUAAAAACGGGUCUCCAAAACUUAAAAAUUUCGACAAACAAUCACUGGACUUUGAACUAAUUAACAGAAAGGUAGUGGUGAAUAAUGACUUCUAUCCAUCACCAUGUGAUUUUGCAUCCACAAUCAGUGAGUUGUAACUUGUAACGAAACUUGAAUGAUUUCGAGACUAUGUCUGCAGGGCGCUCGAUUAGAGGAUUUUCGGUCAAAAUUGCGACGGACCGCCGCAACUGUUCUUGCGGAGGUCUCGGCUUUCAUCCAGGGGGACUAAAGUUGGUGUGGAAGUGUGGUUACAGAGCAAUCGAGAUUGAGACCAACUCGCAGCUUGCCAUUCGGUUUAUUCAGAGCAAACUCGAUCAAAUUCAUCCAUAUGCUACUCAGUUAUUUGCGAUUCAAAGGAAACUUAGUCGAGAUUGGUUGGUUUGUUGUUACUCAUACAUACCAGAAAGGGAAUAGAGUAUCGAACAAUUUCUCGAACACACAGUCUCGCUAUCCCUAUGGUAUGUAUGAGCUAGCCGACCCACCACCCAAACUAGUUUCGAUCCUCCGAUAGGAUGUUUUAGGCAUCACUGCUCGUCCCUCUUCAUCUCUCUAAUCCCCUCCUGUAACUUUUUCUGUUUUCUUAGCUUCCUUCUAUAUCAAUGCAAAAAAAAAAAAAAAAAAAAAACAACUUGAAUGACUAUUAAGCAAUAAAUCCCUACGGAUAAGUCCUCACUGGAAAAUAGAACCCCCAACACAAAAACUUAACCAUGGUUCUCCCCCAAACAAGCAAAUAAAAACUCAACCAUGGUUAAAUAUAAGCCACAAAUCCCUCUCUCCCCUUACCGCACCGGCAUCGACCCCUUCCUAUAUAAACGCCUCAAAGGUCUUCCCCUCCAUGACCUAAAAUUCCCAACGGAAUCCUCUGAACCAUCAAUCCAAGCAAUCGGAAAAAACUUCCAACACCGAUCAAUCAAUCGGAGCAGAAAAAAUGGCAUCCGCCUCAUCUUUUCUCAGCCUGCCUUCUUCAUCUUCUCUAAUCGCCCCCAAUCUCGAAUCCGGGCGGUUUCACUCUUCGCAGCCGUCUCGAAUCGGGUUCCAGCCGCUCCGAGUCUCCGCCUCCUGCGCUUCCACCGCCGAGAGGGGGACCAGCACGUCCACAGCGGGAAGUCGCCGGCGAGGCGUCAACCCCGCCGCCGCCUCCUCGUUCUACGAGGUUCUGGGGAUCCCGAUGGGCGCAUCGUGCCAGGAGAUCAAGUCGGCGUACCGGAAACUGGCCAGAGUCCUCCACCCGGACGUCGCCGGCGAGGAGAGCGCGGCGAGCGAGUUCAUCGAAUUGCACAGGGCGUACGAGACGCUUUCCGAUCCGGCCAAGCGGGCCGAUUACGACCGGUCCCUAUUCCGGCUGGGGCGGUCGAUGAGCUACGCCUUCGUGAUGUCGGCCGCUUCGGGUUCGGGAUCGGGUUCCCGGUCCGGGUACACCAGCCGGAGGUGGGAGACUGAUCAGUGCUGGUGAAAAUCAGUAGGGACUGAUUUGCAAAGGGGGGAAAGAUGCUGGACUGUUUUGGAGCCUCUUAGAUCUAUGUAUAGGUAGUAGUAUUAGACUAGUUUAGAUCGAUUCAGAAAAUUAGAGCUCGAUUCUGAAAUUCGCCAUGUACGUAGCAAACCAACACCUUUCCUGAGUUCGGAUCUUCUGAUGAUGUAUCAGUUAACGGGCGGCAUUUUUUUUUUUCCCAGCCCGAGUUUCAAUGGAAUGUCCUUGGAUUUGAAUGAAUCAUUGUUGCAAAAUUUGAGGAUCAAAAUGGAAUUUGGUAGUUGGAAAAGUAUUGCAGUUUUGAUCUACACAACACACCAAGAAAGAUUUCUCUCAUGGGCUUCUAGAAGCAAAGCUCAAGUAUGGAAAGAGAGUAGCCAAUUGGCAUUCGGUAUCUAAAACGAAAUUCUCUAGUUUCUUCACUUCCCCCCUUUUGAUUUAGGUAGGACACAAAAUAAGCAUGGGACCCCAAAAGGGCAAUUUGGUACUCCCGUAUCAUCAGUUGGGAUCUCGAACAUAUCGUAAUUUUAGAAGUUCAUGGUUGAUAGUAUCAGAUCGUACAAGUCUGAAUCUCAUAUAUUUUAAUGACCAGAGUAAAAUUUACCAGUUCAGAUUGGUGAUGAUAAUUUAUGUAAUUAACAUGCGAGUAAAGUUAAUAAUUGAGAUAGAGAAGGGCAAAAUAUCAUGAUAUCAAGUCAUGUUAUGUUUGAUCAUUCCGACACCUAGAAAAAAAAAAUUCAAAAGGAAAGGCAAAAUAAGAUGCCAAUUAACCGGAAUGAGACUUUUCAGAUAAGGGGGAUCUAAGGUGUGGAGGGCAACCUAUGUUAAUUACAUUGAUGGUUAGUUUUGUUUGUAGUUUAUGUCCAUCCAAUGGUGUCUCUCUUGAUGGGGACUCGGGAAGGGAGACUAAAUAAUGCAUCACUUUAAUAAUAGUUUUUUUUAAAGUAAUUAAUGAUUCCGUCUCUGUCAUUAAAGAACGUAAAAAAGGAUUAGUGAAUAAUCAAUUAGCUGUCAACCUCAAUCAAUGGGGGAGAAGAGAACAAGGGGCGGUGACCCUGAAAUUAGUAAAAAACUAACCGUUGGCUGGAAGUUGAAGUUGAAGUUGGAUACCCGCCCGGGGCCAUAUAGUUGGAAAUGACCAAAAAAACAACAACAAACAAAUUAGUGGGAAACCAGUGGGCGCAGCAGCUCGAUUUUGCAGCUCACAUGGGUUGGUUGGUUCGGCCUUUUGUUGCCUUGUUUGUUGGUAAAUAUUAGACCAUAGUUUUCGUGACGUUCGAUGUGCUUUUACAAUUAAGCUUAAGAAACUAAGCCCACAGAAAUACCUGACGACAGAGUGGAGCGAUCCUAAUUCCUACAUGACUUCAACUAAUGAGCGACUCGUUGUCUACAUUGAAAAGGUUAGUGGUAGGAUAUAUUGUACUAAAAUUGUGAUUUAAUUACGGUUCACUAGUUUCGUAUAUCGUUACAAUCGCCUAUUUUUUGACGUUUGUGAUCCGGUACCCGAUAUUUUUUUCGGUCCGGCUAAACGGUGGAGUAUGGUAAGGUUUCGUAAACGUUGGUUGCAAAACACCGAUUUCGUAACACGAGUUUCAAAUUUAUGAUGUCAGGUAUUUGAGACAACUCAAUCUGUUAGUGGGGAGCUAUUUGUAGCAUACGAGGGAUCAUAAUGUCACUCCAUAUGUGUUUCAGAGAUUAUAACAUGUGGGAAUGUUUGAACAUACACUUGGAAGUGUUAGGAUACAAUCUGUUAACUUCUUGUCCAGUAUUUGGAUUGAAAUUUUAUGUUGUUGUUGCAUUUUUUUAAUCAAAGCCUCGUUGUAAUUGCCGACUACCCUAAGCAUCUACAUUGGUUGCAUCGGCGAUGUUCUUACCUUGCAAAACAGUAGGCUUCCGAGAUUUAUAAGACGUUUGGAUGGGGACAAUUGGAUGUGGCACUUUGCGCCAAUUGCUCCAAAAUUGAGGCAUUUGAGUUAGAAAAAAAAAGUCACGGGUGUGGCAUUUUGAAGCCCACGUUUUAUGAUAUUUGGAAAACAUAAGAAAUGGGUUUGUAUUUCCAUAUGAUGCAUUUUUUCCCCUCCUUCAAUGCUAUGUUUUUAAUUGUAGUAUUUUUCUUUUACAACAAAUAAAAACAUUCAAACAAGCCGUCGUCGUCAUCUGUGUCUAAUGACGCUCUUCUAGCGAAACAAGGGCGAACAUAUUGUUAGUAUCACUAAUCACCUGCACUUGGUUUCCAAGUAGGGAUGUUAAUAGGCAGAUUUUUGCCAUUAUCAUCCUCAUCCUCAUUCUCAUUUCCAAGAACUCAAACUCUUACUUGUCACUUACCCAUGUGGAGAGAGAUUUCACAACCUCAUCCACGUACCGUGGAUAAUGUCCGUUCGGUAUAUUCAGUAUUAUUGUACCUAGAAUAAAUAUAAUAAUUGACAUGACUUUCUUUGCGGAUCGGAAAAUAGGAGAACUUAACAAUGCAAGAAAAGGAAAGCAAGAAAGAAAGAAAAAACACACGGAAAACACACGAAUUUACAUGGUUCACUAAUACGAUGUGUGUUAGUUAGUCCACGGGCAGGAUAGAGUCACUUUCACUUAAUUUCGAGAAGAUACAGAUUACAAAGUAGUAUGAGAAGUAGCGCCAGAUAGUCCAAUUCAAGUCAAAUCAACAAUAAUUUAUAAUAAACAUGUAAAUAUUCGACUAUAACAUUUAAACAAACCUAAUAAACAGUAAAGUAUUAAAAAAAAAGGUACAAUCAUGAUUGAUAUGUCAAAACAUCCAGUCCUACAACAUUCAUUAUUCCACGAGACAAUCACUACUUUUGCUAUUCAAUCACUAUUUUUGCAUACAUAUAAUAAUACCCCUUUGCAAGUUCGAUGUGGUGUGAAUAUUGGUACCAUGGUACGUGGUGGGCGACCUAAAACCAUCCCCACCUCAUUUCAUCAAUUUUUUUCAUUUGAGUUUAUUCAUAUCUACCUCAUAUAUAAUAUACUAACUCUCUCUCUUAUUAUUAUUAUUUUUUUUUUGAAUAUGUUCGCUCUCCCUUCUCUCUAAAGGCCAACGCCUUUUCCCUUCUCAUCAGGGUUGCCGCCGAUUUUCCUUUGGUGACCGGCAGUGGCCCAAAAAUUUCCUUUUGCUGUUCUUUUCUAUAUUAUGCUUGUCCUGCGUUUUCCCCGUGCCCAUGGUGGCUUUUUCCGGACCUUCAUGGUCAUUCUCCAAGUGGUUCUAUCAACAAUGUUCUUUCAAGUUUCUAGAUCUCGUUUGGCUUUGCUCCUUGGAUCUGAAAAUUGCAACUUGGAGUGCUUCUAAUGGUGUGUUGCUGUUGGGGGGUCUACUCUUUGUUGGUGUGCUCAUCUCUUAUGGUGAGCAGAUUCACUGUUCCUCCCUUCCUUCUGUCACUGGUUUUCUUGAAGACGUUCUGUCGACUGAAGUAGGGGGUGUGGUGUCAUUUUCGGGGUCGUUGGUUUUGUUGAUCUGGCUUUCUCGAUAUGGUGAAAUUGAUUCUUCAUUUUUCCCAGUUCCUGGUCAUCCUAGCCCCCGGUUUCCUCGGCCUUUUCAGCUCAAAGAAUCUGGGUUUCAGCCUGCCCACUGCCGAGUAAUCCAUUCCAUGAGAUUCACUGUGAUGGGUCGUCUCUGAACGAUCCCCAGGUGGAGGCUUAUGGCGUUGCAAUGUUCAGUAGCCAUGGGCUUGUCUGGUUUCGGGCGAGUUAAAACCUUGCUUGUGCUGAUUGUUGUGGAAGCAUCCUGUUGUGGAGAUUCUUUUGUUGGAGAUCAAUCUAUUUCCUGUUCAUUUUCUGGCCUUCUCUUUUGAUUUAGAUUACUUUGACAUUUGGCUCCAUUGUUGCUCUGUUUCCUGCUCUCAUUGUAGUUCUCACCCCUUGUAACCGUGACUCUCAUUGCAAUACAAGUGCUCCUCUUGUAAAAAAAUAAAUAAAUAAGGAGAUUCACGAAUUUAUUGGGUGAGGCAGUAAGAUAAAGGUGAGUUUUUUUUUACCAAAAGAGCUACUUAUAUUACAAUUUGGAAGAGCGAUUAUAGAUGGUGGAGGUGGAGAAUACAAAAAUUGACAAAAAGCUCAAGAACCCCCAAACAACCAUAAGGAUAUAUCCUGUUGGAAAGAUGCAUCAUUAAGAGGGGAAAAAAAAGCAUAAAACAACUCCAACUAAGGGGAGCCAAAGCCUCAGACCUCAGUCAAAACAAAAGUAUCCUAAAACCCUCACACAACUGCCACCGUCGAAGAAGCACCAAAACAGGAGUGAGCAUAUGACACAACACAUGACCAUGGCAAUGAGUAUAACAAUACCAUAAGCCUCCUUCUAGAAACCAUUCACAGACGACUUAUCACAAUGAAUCUCGGUUUUUUUAUUACAUUUUGGGGAACACGAAGACUGAAGUUGUAUUGAUCAGAGUUUACAGGGCCAGAGAAACCGGAGUCCGCAGACUAGGUCCAAGGAGAAAAGGGAAACCAGAGGGUUGGAGGCAAGCCCAACAUAAAACCCAAACCAAAUAAAAUAAACCUACAACUUGAAGCCCGAACCCAUGCAGGGCCAUCAGAUGAAUUGAAGCCCAAAUCCAAAUCAUCUUUUCCUGGGCUUGUCAGGAAGCCGGAAAAUAAUAGUGACACACACCACAUACGCAUUAGCUCCUGAUAAUAAUUAAACCCUUGACUGUGGAUAUCCGACCCUCGCGACCUAGUUAACACGGAGAAUUCCCGUUUUGACCAUGUAUGAGAUGGGUAUGGAUAAUAUUUGUAAAAAUUAUGAUAGGUACACUUACAGGACGAGUAUGGUUUUAGCCUCCUCCGCCCCAUACCCAUACUCAUACCCACCCACUAAGAACAUUUCUUCACAUAUAAAAAAUACAUGGAUCAAAUUGUAAGUAUCGUGCCACCCAAAUCAAAACCUAACUCAUUUCUCUCAAUUCUCCCUUCAUUGUUUCACUUUUGCCUCUUGUUAAUAACAUUAUGUUAGUUAA
Molecule: messenger RNA, 7119 nt
Organism: Linum trigynum
Lineage: Eukaryota; Viridiplantae; Streptophyta; Magnoliopsida; Malpighiales; Linaceae
Source: the annotation of a GenBank genome assembly